AUGGCUCCUCGCGCCAGUUCAUCUAGGUCUCAGAUGGGCGCCUUGCCGUCUGACUCAAGAGACUCACGACGUCCGGACACCCUUGAGGAAGACGAAGAAGUGGAAGGUGAUAUCACACAAGUCAGAGAAGGUGGACUCGACGGUGAUCUGCAAGAGCGCAUCUCUGCGCUUGUACGUCUUGCUAUCUUCAACGAACAGCGCAGAAUGCCACUGAAGCGUGAAGAGAUCUCAAAGAAAAUCAUGGGAUCUCAACGCGGUAUAUUCAAAACCGUCUUCGACGGCGCGCAAGAACGUCUUCGCGCCGUCUUUGGUCUGGAACUCGUCGAGUUACGAACACGCGCAGCUAAGCAAGAUGUUCCUCCUAGAGGUGGCAACUCCGGCAAACGCAAACGCGGCGCAGAUGCCCUUCCUCAGUCGCAGCCAUCCGGCUCGCAAACUUCCAAAUCGCGACCACAAGACAGUGUCGGCGCCGCGAAGAACCGUGGUGCUGCCGCAUCCGGCGCGAAAGCCUAUAUCCUGCGCUCAACGCUGCCCGCCGGCCUGAUAGAGCGCGCGACUCGCACCCAAUCAUCCGUGCUUGAUGCUGAGAUGGUCGAUGCGCCAGAUAUCUUCGACGAGGGCAGGGUCAGCGCCCGGCCGUAUGGCAGUGUUCUUGCAUGGAACACGGGCGAUCAUCUUGCUGCUCUCGGCAUCGUGCAUGUUAUUUUAGCACUCAUUCUUGUCAAUGGCAAGGUUAUCAGGGAUGGUGCCCUUCGCGACGCCCUCAGGCGCUUGCGCUUGUGUGCAGGCGAUGUCGUCGAUUUUCCAGCAACCGCACCGCACCGCGCGACACCCCUAGAUGUGUUUCUGACCGAUCUCAUUCGUCGGCAAUACCUCGAUCGUUCUCUUAUAGGCGGUACAGUAGGCAAACACGGACCCAACACCGCAUCACAGGCGCAGAACGACCGCGGAGGUGAGGCUUACGAGUGGCGCUGGGGCCCGCGCGCAUUUGCUGAAAUCGGCGAGCUGGGUAUCGCCCGCUUUGUAGCGGAGUUCAUGGCUGAGCGGCGCAUGGCUCCUAGUGCGGAGAGUAGUGACGACGACGAAGGAGAGGCUAGCACGCGCCGUCGCAAGACACAGCCUGAGAACGAGAACAAGAAGUUAGAAGUCUAUAUGCACGGCAUCGAGCGCGCUGCUGGAAGCCCACUGUCCGAUGUUCUCUCGGUGUGA
Molecule: messenger RNA, 1209 nt
Organism: Peniophora sp. CBMAI 1063
Lineage: Eukaryota; Fungi; Basidiomycota; Agaricomycetes; Russulales; Peniophoraceae
Source: the annotation of a GenBank genome assembly